Messenger RNA from Formica exsecta, 1667 nucleotides. It is a transcript of the gene or, whose product is annotated as AP-3 complex subunit sigma-1. Gene Ontology annotation, cellular component: AP-3 adaptor complex; membrane coat; intracellular membrane-bounded organelle. The record is from RefSeq and is a predicted model, not a curated record. Lineage: Eukaryota; Metazoa; Arthropoda; Insecta; Hymenoptera; Formicidae. The transcript is spliced from 4 exons. The coding region runs from base 550 to 1125 and encodes 191 amino acids. Gene Ontology annotation, biological process: intracellular protein transport; Golgi to vacuole transport.
GUCCGAAGCGAACGUGGAACUCGAAGCUCGCGGUUCGUUGUGUGCAGUGCGCGGUAAUUUUCUCGCAGGAUUAUAAUGUAAUUCACACGCGAUAACGCGUAAACGAAAUUAUACGCUCACCUUUCGGCCGCAAUGACUGCGUGAUCACGCCGCAUUUGACAUUUCUCCAUUUACCUCGCCCUCGUAGAACGAAAACUCGGCUCACCGAAACAUCACGCACUGCGGAAAGUGUACACGUAUGUAUGUACAUGCGAUAAAACUUUCUCGAGCUGGAAGCACGCUUUUUUAAAAGAAAGUAGACUUGUAUAAAAAGAAAAAAACAGAUACGUCAUUAACAGCUGACGAACUAACCUCGUCAGGAUUGAGAAUAUUACAGGAGAGAAUUAAAAGUCUUAUUUGUUUACAUAUCAAAAAGAAAUAAUGAGGAUUAAUCUUUUAGAAGUGUGUCAUAGAAUAUAACCUCUCGUGUACUCACGCGACCGUAUGUUUCGAGGAUAGCAAUAGGAUUAUCAUAAGAUCGAGAAACGCUAAUUGAUUCCGAAUACAGAUAUGAUUAAGGCAAUUUUAGUUUUCAAUAACCAUGGGAAACCUCGUCUUUCCAAGUUUUAUCAGUACUUUAACGAAGAUAUGCAACAGCAGAUAAUAAAAGAGACAUUCCAGCUUGUUUCCAAGAGAGACGACAAUGUAUGUAAUUUCUUGGAAGGUGGUAGCCUGAUUGGUGGAUCCGAUUAUAAAUUGAUCUAUCGACACUAUGCUACGCUUUAUUUCGUGUUCUGUGUUGAUAGUUCAGAAUCGGAGCUUGGAAUCUUAGACUUAAUACAAGUCUUUGUUGAAACCUUGGAUAAGUGCUUUGAGAAUGUGUGUGAACUUGAUCUCAUUUUUCAUGUAGACAAAGUUCAUUAUAUACUCAAUGAAUUGGUGAUGGGUGGUAUGGUUCUUGAGACCAACAUGACUGAAAUUCUUACAAGGAUCGAGGAUCAAAACAAGUUGGAAAAACAAGAAGCGGGAAUCGCAGCAGCGCCCGCGCGUGCUGUCUCGGCCGUGAAGAACAUGAAUAUACCACAACAAAUAAAGGAUAUGAAGCUGCCUGACUUGCCGCAAGCUAUAAAAGAUCUCAAAUUCUGACCAGCCGUCACUUCGUUGGCACCUAGCUGACUGGUCUCUUCUGUCAUCCCGAACGUAACCGACACUACUACCGCACCGAGGGCACUUUUCUCCUCUCUUCAGGCAAGCGAGAAUGCACCAAUGUUGCCUACAGCAUCUGCAUAUAUCCCGUCUCAACGAUAUCAGAAUUAAGACCAUGGAUGAACCAUUAUUUGACUACUACUACUAUCUAUUUUGGAACUACAAGUUUUGCCGGCAAGUACUUUGGAGAAGAAUAGAGUGGAGUCUCGAAAGUCUUUACAUAAAAAAAAAUUAAGUAACAUAAGGAUGUUCUUUAUAGAUUUUUAUAUAUGUAUGUUAGAAAGUUUAUUAAAAUAAUAUCAGGUCCAUGAAUUCAACUAUGAUAUGGGCAACUUUUGAUUGUCCUAAAUAACCUAGGCCUGCGUUUCGUGAGAGAGAAGCAUGCGUCCCCCCCUCUCCCCACAAUUAUUCACCAGAAAUAUAAAAAAUAUUAAUGUAUUAUAUAUUGUAACGAAGUAUAUUUAAUAAAUAAGCUAGCACAG